Messenger RNA from Sebastes umbrosus (honeycomb rockfish), 1423 nucleotides. RefSeq lists its product as uncharacterized. The record is from RefSeq and is a predicted model, not a curated record. The transcript has 12 exons. Lineage: Eukaryota; Metazoa; Chordata; Actinopteri; Perciformes; Sebastidae. The coding region runs from base 119 to 1303 and encodes 394 amino acids.
CUUACAAUCUACUACAAUACCCAGAAGCCCCCGUGCGGCUGCGUCCUACGUCAUCACGUUGCAGUUAUGGGCUCCUGGAUUUAAAAGUGGAGUCGCCAGGUUUUCUUUCAACUCCGACAUGAACUGGGACAAUCAGCUGAGCUCUAUCCUGUCAGUAGCAGAUGGCAGUGUUGCCAAAAUGAGGGAGAGACUGACCUCACCAGGGAAAUUCACCAAAGGAGGAGAAGAUUUGUUUACAGCGAGGGAGAGGAGUCAUGAUUCAGAUUUGGGCCCUCCUGCUCUUCCUCCUCGAGUGCCCCUCCUCCGACAGCUCUCCCCGUCUCUCAGUCCUGCUGUUCAGUGGGCAGACCUAGCUACUGUCCAGUCACAACUCCAGAUACAGAGCCAGGCAAUUGAGUCUCUCACCCAGAAACUCCAUGAUGUUGAAAGGGAGAGACAGUCUCAACAGUUUCACAUCCAGACGCUACAAGAGGAGGUUCAGCGGCUGCGUGAGGAGCUGAGGGAGAGGGCCGAGUCGAGGAGGGGACAAAGUCCAGGAGCAGAGAGGAGGAUGGAGCAGUGGAGGAGAGAGGUUGGACGUGAGCUGAGCAGCCUGCGGGGACACAUCAGCAGAGCCACGUCGCUAGGCAACCUGGAUGAGAGUUUCACCUCAAAGCUCCGCCGAGAGGAGCUGGAACACCUGCGGAGAGAGGUGGACCAACUGAAAACACAACUAAGGAGACAGGGGGAGGACAUGUUCCUCCAGCAGUCAGAGGCCAGAGAGACCAGGAGACAGUACGAACACAGCUGCAAGACGCUGGAGGAGCUGACAGACAGCUACGGAAGUCACAGCACUGAUCUGGCAAAGACGGUUUCUCAGUAUUCUCACACACAGCAAGAGGUCCGCCAGAUCAGAACAACUGUGUCAGAACUGCAGGAAGAGGUCAGGAGACUCAUUCUCAAAGAAUGCCAACCAUUACCUUUGUUGUCAGCGCACACAUCAGGGGCAUCACCGCUCCCUCUUCCUAGCAGCCCCAGUAGAGGGGUCAGAGUUGAAGAGGCGGACUCUGACUCAGAAGACUUCAGCCCGACCCCGAGCCUGGCUGAGGUCAGCUCAGAUGAUCUGUCAUGGCUGGAUGACAAAGACCCUGCUCUUCAUCAGAAGCCACGAGUACGUCUCAGCGUUCAGUCCAGACGGAGCGAUUUUGCUGGUCCGGGAUCAGAUCUGGAGGACGAUGAUGACAACGAUGAUGAAGGUGAUGAUCUCCUUGAUGAAGAGGUGAACCCAGACUUAGGAUCUGAUCUAAGUCUUGAUGACCUCUGACCUUUUUUAUAAGGUAAUUGAAGGACUCGGUAAGGAUUCAGCAACAUGAAGACAUUUUUUCUGGCUUCUCCAAUACACUACCUGAGAUGUAUUAUUUCUUUUAAAAUCAUCUGAUCAGUA